Messenger RNA from Aspergillus viridinutans, 807 nucleotides. RefSeq lists its product as uncharacterized. Bases 1 to 807 code for a protein of 268 amino acids. Lineage: Eukaryota; Fungi; Ascomycota; Eurotiomycetes; Eurotiales; Aspergillaceae. The transcript has a single exon. The record is from RefSeq and is a predicted model, not a curated record.
AUGAAUUACGGUGCAACUACACAAGAAAGCGAUCCCUCACAGAAUAAUCUUCGGUCACGUCAGCCUAGAAGGAGACCACCAAUGGGAGCAGUUUCAAGCAGACGAUUGCAACCACAUUCGGCUCUACAAGGUAUUGAAGAGGAGGUUCAAGCAGAAGGCACGGACGAUAUCGUUGGGAAUGAUCGUGAACAAAGUCUUGGAGAUGAAAUGCCUGCUUUGCACAUUGCCAAGCUGCGUCACAAGCUUACCAAUCCCAAAGCCCAGCACGACGACCAAGCUGAAGUGCAACAUAUUCAGUCUGUCGAUCAUUCCUCAGAUACCAGUUUGCAUGGCAAGAAACCAUUACGAAGGGGUGAGUGGAAGCCUGACGCACCCGAAUUCAUUCCUAUUGCGCAGCAACGCAUCGUCAUGCAGCAGCUCGACGGAAACAGGGAUCAGCAGGUCGAGCCUCAGCAUGUUUUGGGCCUAAAGGAAGUACAACAGCAAGGCUUAGGUGAAGAACGGUUUUUGCCGAGGACUGUCAACUCAAAGAUGGCGAAGAGCGCUGUUCCAAGCUUCCCCAUUACCGAUGAGAACGAGAGUCCCAGGCCUGCCGCUUCCACGAAGCAUUGCACCCGUGCAGCUGAGGGUGGCAGUAGUCAAUCCACGACUGGAUCACAGCAAGCAAGCGACAGGGUCAUUAUCGCAUACCCGAAGAAAGCACGAAAGAGAGGGAAAAGGUCCAGGAAGGAGGCCAUUAGUCGUAGAAAGGGAACGAAAAGUGAGCCUGCAGGCAUCGGCUUGACUACUGAUAUCGAUCACUCCUGA